AUGCCGCCUUCAACGCCCUACCGACCGACCGAACCGCCAGAUUCCCCCGUCCAUGAUUCCGACUCAGAUGCCGAUCUAGAUCUCCAGGAGCUAGAUCCAACCACGUCCUCCCACGCCCAGAGCUCUAAACUUCUGGGAUCUAAAUCUAGCGAGGAGCAGAGAGGACCGCGGAUCGCGCUACGGAAUCUCCGCAUGGGUGGCCUGAGGCGGACUGGUAAACGAACACGGGGUUAUGGAGAACUCGGUCACAACAGGGAUGGGGAUGAGGACGCCAUGGGUCUGCUAGAUGAUGGAGAUGACCAACCGCAGCGGUACUCGGACGGAAGUGGUACCGCAGAUGAUGAUGCUCCCCUCCUCAAAGAACACGGGUCACGUCCCAGACGAUCCUUUGCUGGCGACCGGAUACAGAAUCUAGCCAACCUAGGCGCCUCUCUUCGACUACCUAGUUUCAUGUCAAGCACUAGCGCAAGCCGGCAAGAGGACGAAGACGAUGCUGCCGAACAAGAGGAAAACGAUCCUUCGGCGUCGAGGGCCGUUGCCGUUGGCUCGACCCAGUUGACCCGCUUUCCACCCAACAUUGUCUCGAAUGCCAAGUACACCGCCUUCAGUUUCCUCCCGGUGACGCUGUAUAACGAGUUCUCCUUCUUCUUCAACAUGUACUUCUUGCUGGUCGCCCUGUCACAGGCCAUACCAGCUUUGAGGAUAGGCUAUCUCAGCACCUACAUUGCUCCUCUGGCAUUCGUCCUCAUGAUUACCAUGGGCAAGGAGGCGUACGACGAUAUUGAACGAAGACGGAGGGACAACGAGGCCAACGCCGAGGCCUAUGCCUGUCUCUACUUUGAUGAACCGGACCAACCCAGUCACCAGGUCUCACGACCCCGGCGAAAGCUCAAGUCUUCCCAUCGCAAAACCCAGCGCCGAUCCUUGAACCCGCGGGACAGAUUGUCAGAUAUCCAAGAGGAGGAAGAACAAGCACAAGGUCAAGGGCUGGGUCAGCCAUCGUCUUACGUUCAAGAAAUCAGCAAAAAGUCCCGUGACCUUCGAGUGGGAGAUGUGCUGAAGCUUGGAAAGGGCCAGCGCGUACCUGCCGACGUUGUCAUACUUAAGUGUCUAGCCCCAGAAGGUUCAACAAAUCAGACCCAGGGUCUCGAAAGUAUAGAAGAAGAGUCGUUAUUGGCCGAUGCGCCGAGCGACUCCAAGUCGGCCAAGGGAAAAGAAGCGGAACCAACCAAGGCAGCCAGUGAGGGCGGCUCCAGUGGUGAGGCCUUCAUCAGAACUGAUCAGCUUGACGGCGAGACGGACUGGAAACUUCGCUUGGCAUCUGCUUUGACGCAAAACUUGCCACUCGAAGAGUUCGUGCGCCUGCGAGUCACUGGAGGCAAACCUGACAAGAAGGUGAAUGAAUUCAUUGGCACCGUGGAGCUCAUGCCCUCCAAGCAGCACGCGUUAAGCCAUAACGGUGCGGGUGAAGGUGACGAAGGAGACAGGAACCAGUCUGCCCCAUUGUCCAUCGACAACACAGCCUGGGCCAACACCGUUAUCGCGUCACAGGCCAUCACAUUGGCUGUCAUCGUUUACACGGGGCCACAGACCCGGUCUGCCCUAUCCACAGCGCCGUCACGAUCCAAAACCGGGUUGUUAGAGUACGAGAUCAACUCACUUACGAAAAUCCUAUGCGCUUUGACUCUAGCUCUGUCCAUUAUUCUGGUCGCCCUUGAGGGCUUCAGCAAUACGGAGGGGAACAUAUGGUACGUAAAGAUCAUGCGAUUCCUCGUUUUGUUCUCGACAAUCGUCCCGAUCAGUCUCCGUGUCAAUUUGGACAUGGGCAAGAGUGUAUAUUCCUGGUUCAUUCAACGCGACCCGGGCAUUCCUGGAGCUGUGGUCCGCACCAGUACCAUCCCCGAGGACUUGGGCAGAAUUGAGUACCUACUCAGCGACAAAACGGGAACAUUGACGCAGAACGAGAUGGAGAUGAAGAAGAUACACGUUGGAACAGUCUCUUACGCCAAUGAUGCCAUGGAUGAAGUGACAGCUUACGUCAAGCAUGGCUUUGCUCAUCCACCGAGUGACAGCUCACUGGUAACGCCGUCAUCAACAUACAAUACGACCUCGGGGGUUACUGCGACGCGUACCCGCCGAGAAAUCGGGUCCCGAGUCCGCGACGUGGUUCUCGCUUUAGCCUUAUGUCACAACGUGACGCCAACUGCGGAAGAGGUAGACGGCCAGACAGUAACAGCGUACCAAGCCUCCUCGCCUGAUGAAAUAGCUAUCGUUCGUUGGACAGAGUCUGUUGGCCUUCGGCUGGUCAACCGAGACCGAAGGAGCAUGGCUCUGGAGUCUACGGAGACUGGCAAAGUCGUAGUCCAAGUCAGAAUUCUCGAGGUUUUCCCGUUUACUUCCGAAGGCAAACGCAUGGGCAUUAUUGUCCAGUUCUAUGAACAUGCACAAACAACCCCACCGACCUUCGACGCUGGGGAAAUAUGGUUCUACCAGAAAGGCGCCGACACGGUGAUGAGUACCAUUGUCGCCGCCAACGAUUGGCUCGACGAGGAGACUGCAAACAUGGCGCGUGAAGGACUAAGAACCCUCGUAGUUGGUCGAAAGAAGCUAUCUCUUGAGCAAUACCGCGAGUUUUCUACCAGUCAUCAAGAAGCCUCAAUGGCGAUCAAUGGGCGGGAUGCCGGUCUACAACAGGUGGUGGCGCAUUACCUCGAACGCGACCUGGAACUCUUGGGAGUGACGGGCGUUGAAGACAAGCUGCAGAGAGAUGUGAAACCAUCUCUGGAGCUCUUGCGUAAUGCCGGCAUCAAAAUCUGGAUGUUGACUGGUGACAAGGUUGAGACGGCAAGAUGUGUCGCUGUCAGUUCGAAACUUGUGGCUCGAGGUCAAUACAUUUACACCGUCGCUAAGCUUAAGAGGAAGGACAAUGCCCAAGACCACCUUGAUUUCAUGAGGAGCAAGACAGAUUCCUGCUUACUCAUUGACGGAGAGAGUCUGGCACUGUUCUUGACGCACUUCAGAACCGAGUUCAUCUCUGUCGCCGUCCUCCUUCCUACAGUUGUGGCAUGUCGCUGCUCCCCUACGCAGAAAGCCGAAGUCGCGAAACUCAUCAGAGAAUACACCAAGAAGCGGGUGUGCUGCAUUGGUGACGGUGGCAACGACGUUUCCAUGAUCCAAGCAGCUGAUGUGGGCGUGGGUAUUGUAGGAAAGGAGGGUCGACAAGCCAGUCUCGCAGCGGAUUUCUCUAUAGAGCAAUUUUGCCACCUCACGAAGCUGCUGGUGUGGCAUGGUCGUAACAGUUACAAGAGAAGCGCCAAACUCGCCCAAUUCGUCAUCCACCGUGGCCUAAUCGUGGCCGUUUGUCAGACAAUGUACAGUAUUGCCAUUAAGUUCGAACCCGAAGGACUCUACUUGGACUGGCUUCUUGUCGGAUAUGCCACCGUUUACACGGCAGCACCUGUCCUGUCCCUGGUCCUUGACAAGGACGUUGAUGAGAAUUUGGCAAAUCUGUAUCCCGAGCUCUACAAGGAACUCACAUCCGGCCGUUCACUCUCUUACCGAACCUUCUUCGUCUGGGUCUUCGUUUCCAUCUACCAAGGUGGAAUGAUUCAAGGUCUGUCGCAGAUCUUGACUGAAGUCGACGGGCCCAGAAUGGUAGCGGUCAGCUACACUGUUCUUGUGCUCAACGAGCUUCUCAUGGUAGCAAUCGAAAUCACAACUUGGCAUCCGGUCAUGAUCAUAAGCAUUGUGGGCACAUUCCUCAUGUACAUUGGCUCCAUACCUUUCCUCGGAGGGUACUUUGACCUUGAUUUCAUGCUGACCUGGGGAUUCGCCUGGCGUGUUCUUGCCAUCGGAGCAAUCUCGCUGAUACCACCGUAUGCGGGCAAAUUGAUUAGGAGGACAAUGAAACCGCCGUCGUACAGAAAGGUUCAGGGGAUCUGA
Pseudomassariella vexata is the source of this 3942-nucleotide messenger RNA. Its product is annotated as phospholipid-translocating P-type ATPase. NCBI's taxonomy places the organism in Eukaryota, Fungi, Ascomycota, Sordariomycetes, Amphisphaeriales, Pseudomassariaceae. The record is from RefSeq and is a predicted model, not a curated record. Gene Ontology annotation, biological process: phospholipid translocation; retrograde vesicle-mediated transport, Golgi to endoplasmic reticulum; endocytosis. The transcript has 3 exons. Gene Ontology annotation, molecular function: magnesium ion binding; ATP hydrolysis activity; ATP binding. Bases 1 to 3942 code for a protein of 1313 amino acids. Gene Ontology annotation, cellular component: plasma membrane; endosome; trans-Golgi network.